This is a messenger RNA of Trifolium pratense (red clover), 715 nucleotides long. Its product is annotated as glutaredoxin-C9-like. The record is from RefSeq and is a predicted model, not a curated record. NCBI's taxonomy places the organism in Eukaryota, Viridiplantae, Streptophyta, Magnoliopsida, Fabales, Fabaceae. The transcript has a single exon. The coding region runs from base 61 to 510 and encodes 149 amino acids.
CUUCACAAUCUCCAUAACCCCAUUAACUACUCUCUCAAAAAACAAAAAAAAACUCACAUCAUGCAUCAAGCAAUUCCUUACAUAUCAUCACACAACAAUAAUUUUGGUAACAUCAAUGAAAAUUAUUGCUAUAACAAGAAGAAGGAGAGUCCUAAUUCUUCUUCACACAAAGGAGAAGAAAAGAUGAUUUUAAACAUGGUUUCUGAAAAUGCUUUAAUAGUGAUUGGGAGGCAUGGAUGCUGCAUGACUCAUGUGGUGAAAAAGCUUCUACAGAGUCUAGGUGUUAACCCUGUGAUUCAUGAGGUAGAGGAAGAGAAAGAUGAAGUUUGUGUUGCUAAAGAAUUGGAAUCAAUAAUUAAAGGGAAAGCAGAACAGAGGAAUCUUAAUGUGCAGUUUCCAAUGGUGUUUAUAGGUGGAAAAUUGUUUGGUGGAUUGGAACGUGUUAUGGCUACUCAUAUUUCUGGUGAAUUGGUUCCAUUGCUUAAACAAGCUGGAGCUUUAUGGCUAUGAUAAAUUGUUUAGUGUCAUUAAUUAAUUAAUGUUUACACUUUGGUGACCGUCAUAAACAAAAAAUAUUUUUUAGAUUAACCGAAUAACUGAUGUAUCUGAUCUAUUCAAUGAUUUUUAUUUAUAAUAGUGAUCGAAGAUGUAUUUUAUAGUAAAAAUCAAGAUUGUCAGAAUCGAGUUUUUACGUCAACUCAUUUAGUCUAGGUGG